Magallana angulata is the source of this 7710-nucleotide messenger RNA. RefSeq lists its product as uncharacterized. NCBI's taxonomy places the organism in Eukaryota, Metazoa, Mollusca, Bivalvia, Ostreida, Ostreidae. Bases 93 to 7559 code for a protein of 2488 amino acids. Gene Ontology annotation, biological process: cell-matrix adhesion. The transcript has 46 exons. Gene Ontology annotation, cellular component: cell surface. The record is from RefSeq and is a predicted model, not a curated record.
UCCCCCAAGCAGAACUGGUAUUGAUUUGAGUUAUUCAGGGUUCACUUUGCUUUUAGGAGUAAACUGCGCUGGUCGCAGUUAAAAGAAGAAGAAUGACGACGCAGAGAUACCUAAUAGUCGCCGCAACACUACUUGCAGGCUUAAACGUACUGACAGCUCAGUUACCACCUAAACCUGCCGAUGCCUGUAAGUUCGAUAAUAUGACAACUGGCCUGCCUUGUGCCAAGGAGUGUCCGUGCUACAAGGAUAGAGCACCGGGGGAUUGUUUGUCUUUUGACGAGUUUGGAGCUUCACUAAUUUGCGUCAACAUCGAAUCCAAUGCAACUUUGGCCGCAGCAUUGAAUGAGACAAAUGAUGCCAAAGUAUUCGAGCCGUCAUCUGUGAUAGGCACCUGUUCCCGCUACGCUAAAUACCUGGACACCUGGGCAAAACUGACCGAUGCCAUGAAGCAGAAAAUCAUCGCCUUCUUCUCCGACCCUACAGACACCAGUAUCACGUAUCAAGAUGUAGACAAAAUGCCAAUCCAAGCCUUUGCUGCUAUCAACAAAACCUUGUGGCGUAGUAUUCUAAUGAAUGCACCAGACAGACUGAAGUUGUCCAUUCAAAUGAAAAUCAUGAUGAGCAAUGAUUGUGAGGUCCACAGCAUGCUCAAAGGCCUCAAUUUUACAGAUUUGUAUAAGAUUAGUGAAUCCAAAUAUGAAGUAGACUCUUCCAUCUUUGAAGAAGACUUCUGUAAGGCUAUUCUGCGCAACUGUUCUAAGGUGACUUUAGACAUGUGGCUGUUCCUUAAUAUCAGCGCCCCCAACUGCUUUAUCUACAUCACACCAGAAUGCUUUGGAAUCAAAGACUUUGGAAAUCACAGCUCAUAUGAUUACUGGAAUUACGAUAAACAAGGCAACAGCUCCGGACUGCCUUGCCCUCGUGAAUGUCCAUGUUAUCGGGGGGAACUUGCUGGUGAUCAGUUGGCUUAUGACAGUUAUGGGAUCCCACUGCCAUGUGCGAAGAUAGACAUGAACACCACCCUGUCAACAGCCAGGAAUGAAACCUCAAUGGCAAUGGUAUUCGAGGCUUCCUCUGUGAUGGGCACCUGUUCCCGCCUCGCCAAGUACCUUGACACAUGGGCAAGACUGACCGAUGCCAUGAAGCAGAAAAUCAUCGCCUUCUUCUCCGACCCCACAGACACCAGUAUCACGUAUCAAGAUGUCGACAAAAUGCCAAUCCAAGCCUUUGCUGCUAUCAACAAAACCUUGUGGCAUGGUAUUCUAAUGAAUGCACCAGACAGACUGAAGUUUUCCAUUCAAAUGAAGAUCAUGAUGAGCAAUGACUGUGAGGUCCACAGCAUGCUCAAGGGUCUCAAUUUUACAGAUUUGUAUAAGAUUAGUGAAUCUAAAGGUGAAGUAGACUCUUCCAUCUUUCAAGAAGACUUCUGUAAGGCUAUUCUGCGCAACUGUUCUAAGGUGACUUUAGACAUGUGGCUGUUCCUUAAUAUCAGCGCCCCCAACUGCUUUAUCUACAUCACACCAGAAUGCUUUGGAAUCAAAGACUUUGGAAAUCACAGCUCAUAUGAUUACUGGAAUUACGAUAAACAAGGCAACAGCUCCGGACUGCCUUGCCCUCGUGAAUGUCCAUGUUAUCGGGGGGAACUUGCUGCUGGUGAUCAGUUGGCUUAUGACAGUUAUGGGAUCCCACUGCCAUGUGCGAAGAUAGACAUGAACACCACCCUGUCAACAGCCAGGAAUGAAACCUCAAUGGCAAUGGUAUUCGAGGCUUCCUCUGUGAUGGGCACCUGUUCCCGCCUCGCCAAGUACCUUGACACAUGGGCAAGACUGACCGAUGCCAUGAAGCAGAAAAUCAUCGCCUUCUUCUCCGACCCCACAGACACCAGUAUCACGUAUCAAGAUGUCGACAAAAUGCCAAUCCAAGCCUUUGCUGCUAUCAACAAAACCUUGUGGCAUGGUAUUCUAAUGAAUGCACCAGACAGACUGAAGUUUUCCAUUCAAAUGAAGAUCAUGAUGAGCAAUGACUGUGAGGUCCACAGCAUGCUCAAAGGUCUCAAUUUUACAGAUUUGUAUAAGAUUAGUGAAUCUAAAGGUGAAGUAGACUCUUCCAUCUUUCAAGAAGACUUCUGUAAGGCUAUUCUGCGCAACUGUUCUAAGGUGACUUUAGACAUGUGGCUGUUCCUUAAUAUCAGCGCCCCCAACUGCUUUAUCUACAUCACACCAGAAUGCUUUGGAAUCAAAGACUUUGGAAAUCACAGCUCAUAUGAUUACUGGAAUUACGAUAAACAAGGCAACAGCUCCGGACUGCCUUGCCCUCGUGAAUGUCCAUGUUAUCGGGGGGAACUUGCUGCUGGUGAUCAGUUGGCUUAUGACAGUUAUGGGAUCCCACUGCCAUGUGCGAAGAUAGACAUGAACACCACCCUGUCAACAGCCAGGAAUGAAACCUCAAUGGCAAUGGUAUUCGAGGCUUCCUCUGUGAUGGGCACCUGUUCCCGCCUCGCCAAGUACCUUGACACAUGGGCAAGACUGACCGAUGCCAUGAAGCAGAAAAUCAUCGCCUUCUUCUCCGACCCCACAGACACCAGUAUCACGUAUCAAGAUGUCGACAAAAUGCCAAUCCAAGCCUUUGCUGCUAUCAACAAAACCUUGUGGCAUGGUAUUCUAAUGAAUGCACCAGACAGACUGAAGUUUUCCAUUCAAAUGAAGAUCAUGAUGAGCAAUGACUGUGAGGUCCACAGCAUGCUCAAAGGUCUCAAUUUUACAGAUUUGUAUAAGAUUAGUGAAUCUAAAGGUGAAGUAGACUCUUCCAUCUUUCAAGAAGACUUCUGUAAGGCUAUUCUGCGCAACUGUUCUAAGGUGACUUUAGACAUGUGGCUGUUCCUAAAUAUUAGUGCCCCCAACUGCUUUAUCUACAUCACACCAGAAUGCUUUGGGAUCAAAGACUUUGGAAAUCACAGCUCAUAUGAUUACUGGAAUUACGGCAACAGCUCCGGACUGCCUUGCCCUCGUGAAUGUCCAUGUUACCGGGGGGAACUUGCUGCUGGUGAUCAGUUGGCCUAUGACAGUUAUGGGAUCCCACUACCCUGUCCGAAGAUAGACACGAACAUCACCCUGUUAACAGCAAGGAGUGAGACCUCAAUGGCAAUGGUAUUUGAGGUUUCUUCUGUGAUGGGCACCUGUUCCCGCCUCGCCAAGUACCUUGAAGCAUGGGCAAGACUGACCGAUGUCAUGAAGCAGAAAAUCAUCGCCUUCUUCUCCGACCCUACAGACACAAGUAUCACGUAUCAAGAUGUAGACAAAAUGCCCAUCCAAGCCUUUGCUGCUAUCAACAAAACCUUGUGGCGCGGUAUUCUAAUGAAUGCACCAGACAGACUGAAGUUGUCCAUUCAAAUGAAGAUCAUGAUGAGCAAUGACUGUGAGGUCCACAGCAUGCUCAAAGGCCUCAAUUUUACAGAUUUGUAUAAGAUAAGUGAAUCUAAAGGUGAAGUAGACUCUACCAUUUUCCAAGAAGGCUUCUGUAAGGCUAUUCUUCGCAACUGCUCCAAGCUGACUCCAGACAUGUGGAUGUUCCUCAAUGCAUCUGCCUAUAGUUGCCUGCCUUAUGUACCUCAAGACUGUGCACAACCACAAGACAUGUUUUCAUCAUUAAGGAAUUCCACAGAUUUUAGUCGACCGCCUAUGAGUACCGACGGAAUGUCCCGUAGUUCUCCAUUGCCCAUGUUCUCUGGAAGUCCCACAUUCCCUCCAAGGUCUUCUGACGUUAUUUCGCGUAGUUCUCCUCUACCAAUGAUAUCGGGUAGCACUCCAUUCCGUACAAUGUCUUCUGACGGAAUACCGCGUAGUUCACCAUUACCAAUGAUAUCGGGUAGCACGCCAUUCCGUACAAUGUCUUCUGACGGUAUGUUAUCGAGGACUGGUCCUAUGCUUACAAGUCCACAAAGACCUCUACCUUCAGAUAGCCCUAGUCCUACAGGCCUGAUGAUGACCAGUUCUCCAAUGCCUAGUGGAAGUCUUCCACCUCCUCGUGAAAUCGUGGGCUCGAAUACAGGGGAGAUCCCACCCGCGGACUACUCUGUGGUUAUGUACAGUGGAUGUGAUGCUGGUGCGGAAGGUCUGAGGUGUCCCAGUAACUGUUCAGACUGCUACCAGGGCAAAUUGGCCACUGACUGUUAUUCUUAUGACAAGUAUGGCAACUUUUUAGGUUGUCGGACAUUUGCUGGAAAUGCUACUUUGAUGAGAGCUCUAAAUGAUACCACAGUCGCAAAAGUUUUUAACGCAACUGCAGAAAUUGGAACAUGCUCUAGACUUAAAAAGUACUUGCGUAAAUGGAUCAGUCUUGACAGCGUUACGAGGGAUAAAAGUAUCCAGUUCUUGAAAGACCCAAAGUCCGUGUCAGACGAGGACGUAGUUGACAAGAUCCCGGUGGAAGUCUUUGCAGUUGCAAAUAGAACCUUGCUUGACAACGUAACUCAGCAAGCGUCAAUCAAACAAAAGCUUUACCUAGCAACGACAUCUUACCUGUCAAGAAGUUGUGAAAUCCAGGACCAUCUCAAGUCAUUCGACCUAGAACAAUCAUACAAGGAUGCGUUACAAGCGGGUAACGUAGACGCCAGCUACUUCAAUACGUCUUUGUGUAAAGCAUAUAUGGCAGGCAAAUGCGACAUCUCCAUGAGUAAAUGGCGGUUUGCUUUAGAUAAUGCCCAGGAGUGUGUUUUGGAUAAAGCAGUAUGUCUGAAAGAUGUAAAAGACGCAACACUGGACAGUCUCUUCACUGUCACCUCAAUAAAACAACUGUGUAACAGGACUGACGUAGAAGCCACAGCCCAGGACCUCUUUAGGAGGCGCAUGAACUCCUACCUCGGCAAUAAGACCACAUUUGCCUGUGAUGCCGAUUUUCUGCAAGUCAUGAAAGUCUGUUCAUUGGACCCCAAGUUUGUGAUCAAGUUCUGCGAUCAAUCAAAGAUCCCCAUGUUUUCACCGUCAGAAGAGCACGCUGACGAAUGGAACAUUCUCAAAGCAGAGGCUCUGCAGAGCGCAAACACUGACUUCUCAUCGCUAGACAAAGCAACCCUUGUAUCGUAUUUACCCAUUUCCAAAUCGCUAAUGAAGACUCUCGAUAAAAGUACUCUGGAUAAGGUCAAGGAAGCCGUAUGUACUGAUGACGUAUUGGCAGGCGUAACGUUUAGCGAGGAUGACAUACGUGAUGUUCUGGAUGUAUUGCUUACGAAAGGAGUCUUAAACAAAACUACCGACAAAGCUUGUUUAGUGAAAUAUGCUCCAAUGGAAGUAGCAGACUUAAUGGAUGCGACUGAUUUAAGGAAUAACUAUGACAACGGAAAUCUGAAUGUCACAAAGCUCACUCAAACUCAGUCAAAAGAAAUUUGGGAGAUGGUCAAAACAGAGUUGACCUCUGACACUAAAAUCAAGGAGAACGCCGAAUUAAUUAUUCGUCACGGUCCCAGCACGUUGGACUCGCUGGGUAUCCCACUGACGAAAGACACAGCAAAGACGAUCCUAAAUGCCGUCAAAAACACCGACAAUAUCAACCCUGCCGUCAAAACGUCCGCCAUGAUGGCGUCUUACGAUGACUCGGACCCCGCAGAAUCAUUGAAGAUGAUCAUGUCUGCAUCGUCUGAGGAAAUGUUGAGCUUUUUUCCCAUUAAGAAAAUAAUGAGCAUUGCUCCAGCUAGCCUCACGGCCUUAUGUGGUUCAGCCUUGACUGCAGAUAUUCCAAAAAAGCUGGGUAAAGCCCUGAUGAACAAGUGCCAGGACGCAGGGACACAGCUGGAUCUGUCCACCGUCACCAAUCUCCUCCCUAUCAUCGGCUCGGCCCCCAAGGAACGCUUCGAUGCCAUCGACACCAACAGCGCCGACUGUGCCUCCAUCCUGUCCAAGAUCGCUGAGUCUACAUCUAUCACGGCGGAGAAGUAUGAGUACGUGUGCCAGAAGUUGCACACCUGUGUGUCCUCCUCCAAUCUGGACCUGUCGGACGCAUCCACACUCUCGGGCAACGCUCUAGCCUGCUUCAACAAAACCAUGUUAAAGACUCUUGGAGGAAGCUGUUCAGACAUCACAACAAAGAUUUGCUCAGCUGACUUCUCCAUCAUGGACGGAAAAUCAAGGAAAACAGACAUCAAAGAGUACGCUUUGGAAUGUCUGAGCGUGUCUAGCACCCUCACUGAGUCCUCCAUCGACAGCCUCGGGAACUGUGUGGAGCUGCUGGGAAGCACCGAGAUUUCUAAGAUGGACAAGUCUGCGACAAAGGCCGUCAUCAAAGCUCUGUCUGGGAGUGGGGACAGGUUCACGUGCUGGACGAUGGCUGAGAAAUUCAUGGCCAGAUACUCAGCAGUAAAAGGGAGCGACAUCAUAUCGGUCACAGAUAUCAUGGGCACUUUCAACGAUUGGACCGUUGGUCUACAAACCGCUGAUUUCUCAAGCCUGUCUGGUCUCUGCGACACCAUAUCUGCCAUCGGUAAAAGCUUUAAGAAGAGGGGCGCCUUGAAACGCAAACUGAAGAAGGCUGGCCUUUUGACGGAGUGUAGCGAGGACUAUGACGCCAUCAGAACAGAGAUCAAAGGUUACAUCAGCGCCGCUCUCCAGGCCUGCUCCGCCUCCAGGCGCAGGAAGAGGACCACAGCCUCCAUCACGUGUGCACAGUUGACUAGCAUGGGAACCUCUAUGCUGAGCUCACUGACCACAUCCCAGCUGUCCGGAAUCCAGGACACAGACUUCACCCAGUGUGCAAGUCUGCUGGGAAGUCCCACUGACUACAGUACAGAGCAAAAACAGGCCCUGGCUACAGUCGCCAAGCGAGCCACGGUGUACGGUGCCCCUAGCACGUGGUCAUCGGCCACCAUUCAGAGCCUCGGUUCCAUUAACCAGGGACUGACCUCCACAGAGCACAACACAAUGACCUUCACCUAUGACGACAUCGCUCAGCUUGGCGCGUUCUCAGAGUGGGAAGAUACUCAGAAAACCACCAUUUUCAGUAAAUGGACAAAAUCAAGUUCCAUUUCAACGAUCACAUCAUCUGAACUUCGUUCCCUGGGUCACAUGACUUGCGCCAUGACAACAAGUCAGAUACAGCAAAUUACCACGAGCGUUUACGAAGAUUCCGCGGAUAAAGUUGGUGAAGUGACAAGCUGUAGCGCCACACAGAUGGUAGAAUUCGCCAACCACGCCAAGACCGCGUACGGAUCCACUGUCUAUAACUGGACCACGGUUCAAAUCACCAACGUGGGAGUUCACAUCGGUGGCCUGAGCAAGACAGAGAUCGCCACGUUGACCGACACACAGAUAGACGAGAUCUUGGCCUCCCACAUCACUCUUAUUCCGUCCUCCGUAUUCUCUGGCUUCACUGCCACACAGCUGAGGAAUCUCAGCCCUGCUCAGGCCCAGGCCUCAACCACCACCCAGAGAUCCACCCUCAGCGCCUCACAGAUCUCGGCGCUGGAGGCUGCCGCCGGAGUAUCGUAUACCAGCUCUAGCGGAGUGGAGCGUUCGGUCCAAGUGUCAUGGCUGGUUUUAGCUUUGUCAGUGGUACUGAAGCUGAGCCUGUAAUGGGGAGACAACCCAUGUAGUAGUGAAACCAAAGAGAGACAACUGUGAUAUUAAUGUUAUAGACUAGACACCCGUGAUUUUUUUUUACUUAAAUUAUAAUUGUUGUAAAUUCGUCAUUUUAAAUCUAAAUAAAUUACAGACGGUGUCGGCA